AUGUGUGGUGGCGCUCAGAGAAGGACCAGAGCUAAGAAGCCAACACCUGUUGCUGAGAAUGGCUCUUUGGACACUGAUCUUUGCAGUUUUGACCUGCUUAGAAAAUGUUUAUGGAAACGACCGGAUAUCUUCUGACAACAUCACACGUAUUUUGGACCGUCUGUUGGACGGUUAUGACAACCGACUGCGGCCUGGGUCUGGAGGUGCAGUCACUGAGGUGAAAACAGACUUCUUUGUGACCAGUUUUGGACCAGUAUCAGAUGUUGAAAUGGAGUUUACAAUGGACAUGUUCUUCCGCCAAAUGUGGGUGGAUGAGCGACUGCAGUUCGAGGGCCCCAUUGAGAUCCUGAGGCUCAACAACAAAAUGGUGGACAAGAUCUGGACCCCAGACACCUUCUUCAGGAACUCUAAGAGGUCCCUGGCCCACAACAUGACCACACCCAACAAGCUUUUCCGCAUCAUGAAGAACGGUACAGUUCUCUACACCAUGAGACUCACCAUCAGUGCAGACUGCCCCAUGAAACUUAUGGACUUCCCCAUGGACGGCCAUGCCUGUCCUCUCCGCUUUGGUAGCUACGCGUACACCAACAGUGAGAUCGUGUUCACGUGGAGGAAGGGUCUCAUAGCGUCUGUGGACUGUCCUCAGGAGUCCAUGAGCUUGCUGCAGUACGAUCUGGUGGGACAGACCCUGUCCAGCGAGACCUUCAAGUCCAACACAGGUAUCCAUACGAGAGAGGAAGGCUUUGUGACGAAGCGCUGGAAGGACGUGCGUGUGGGCGACUUCGUCCAGGUGUUUUCCAACGAGAUCAUCCCUGCGGACCUGCUGCUGCUGCACACCUCCGACAGCAGCGGGGUGUGUCACAUCGAGACCUCCAACCUGGACGGAGAGACCAACCUGAAGCAGAGAAGGGUGGUGCCUGGCCUCUCUGACCCGAACAGUCUGUUUGAUCCUCGACAUUUCACCAGCACUGUGGUCUGUGAACGACCAAGUAACAACCUGAACCAUUUCAAGGGUUACGUGGAGCAGGCUGAUAAGAAGCUGGGCAUCGACAUUGAGAGCCUUCUUCUGCGAGGAUGUACCAUCAGAAACACAGACCUUGCCACUGGCUUUGUGGUCUACACAGGUCAGGAGACCAAGGCGAUGCUCAACAGCAACGAGCGACGCUACAAGCGCAGCAAGCUGGAGCGAGACGUGAACAUGGACGUGCUCUUCUGUGUCGUCCUUCUCUUCGUAAUGUGUUUCAUCGGAGGCCUAGGUCACUUCCUUUGGCUGCAGUCAUUACCCAGCAUACCCAUCUAUCUGGUCGGCGAUGGCAACGGCACCUGGACCCCCCCCCUACUGUCCGGCUUCUAUAUGUUCUUCACCAUGAUCAUCCUGCUGCAGAUCCUCAUCCCCAUCUCCCUUUACGUGUCCGUCGAGCUGGUGAAGAUGGGCCAGAUCUUCUUCAUCGUCAACGACUUGGACCUGUACGACGAGGAGUCUGACAGCAGGAUGCAGUGCAGAGCCCUCAACAUCACCGAGGACCUGGGCCAGAUCCAGUGCGUCUUCUCUGACAAGACUGGCACCCUCACCGAGAAGAUGGUGUUCCGGCGAUGCUCCGUCGUGGGAGCAGAAUACCCACACAACGAGAACGGUACAGGUGUUCAGCUACAUGUCUACACUGCAUACCGGGGUUCUCCAAUCCUGGUCCUCGAGGGCCACUGUCCCCCAUGUUUUAGAUGUUUCCCUGCUCCAGCACACCUGUUUCAAAUGAAUGGGUUGUUAUCAAGCUCGGUGGAGGCUGUGUUGUGUAUUCUGACAUGGCCGUCCGCCUGGAGGUCCUGGGGGAGCCCAACUCAGAAGAGGAGGUCAUCUUCCACCGUGCGACCCCCCCCUCCCCCUCCGGCCGGCCCUGGACCCUGGACCAGCCCCACCAGGAAGCUGACCGCCGUCACCCCCGGCAAACAGAGCGGACAAGAUCAAGGGAAGAGACCAGGGGGACUCGGCCUUCAGCAGUCCUCUGUGUCACUGGAGCUGGCGACCCCGGUUCCUGUCCCAGAUGGUCUAGCAGUUUGGUGUCCACCGCUGAGCACAUCCCUUCUGGCCCCCAGCCGCAACCCUUAUACAGAAAGCUGCUUCAGCGGAUUCCGGGGGAGGGCGACGGAGGCUGUGUGGAGGCGGGGCUGCAUCUCGACUUCUUCCUGGCCCUCGCCAUCUGCAACACUGUGGUGGUUUUCCAAGGCAACAGCUCAGAGACGGAAGGUGAGUGUCACACUCAGCACGUCUCGCUCCAGGAACCCUCUGGAGUACCUGUCCCACCUGUUUGGAAGGGUGGCCUCGCUCCGACACACCCUGGCUUCCUGGCAGCCCAUGCCGAACAAGACGCGCUCCACCCCCCCCUGCGACCUCGCCGUCCUGGAAGAAGACCACCCCACUCCCAGCUCCUCCACCCCCACCAGCACCAGCUCAGGGGCUGAGGCGAAGGCCGGCCCGUCGGGGAGCCUCCGUCCUGGGCUCUGUUACGAGGCGGAGAGCCCUGACGAGGCUGCGCUGGUCCACGCUGCUCGGGCCUACGGCUUCACCCUCCUGGGUCGCGGCCCGGACAGAGUGACUGUACGCCUGCCCUGGGGAGAGGAGCUGACCUUCCAGGUGCUGGACACUUUGACCUUUGACCCCAGCAGGAGGAGGAUGUCGGUCCUGGUGCGGCAUCCUGUCUCUGGGGAGGUGGUCCUGUAUACUAAAGGGGCAGACUUUGCCAUCAUGGAGCUCCUGGCUAGCUCAGACGCAGAGCGUAGUUUUGAAGAGAAGCAGAAGGAUAUAGCUGCCGUCACUCAGAAACAUCUAGACUUGUACGCCAGACAGGGUCUAAGGACCCUCUGUUGCACCAAGAAGGUGUUGAGUGAGGAGGCCUAUGAGAACUGGAGGCUGUGGAGGCAGGAGGCCAAUGCUGCCAUGGACAACCGGGAGCAGCUACGCAGCGACACGGCAAUCCAUCUGGAGACCAACCUCACCUUGUUAGGUGCCACAGGUGUGGAGGACCGUCUGCAGGAGAGCGCCCCUGACACCAUCGCUGCUCUCCGAGAGGCGGGGAUCCAGGUGUGGGUGCUUACAGGCGACAAGGCCGAGACGGCCGUCAACAUCGCAUACGCCUGCAGGCUGCUGGAUGAUGGGGACCUGGUGUUCAACAUGAGAACCAGCAGCAAGACGAUGUGUGCGUCCGUCCUGGAUUCCACCCUGGAGGAAGUGAGGAGGUACGACCAGGGCCCACCUGGAUCUGGGGCCCCUACCAUCGGCCUGGUGAUAGACGGGCCCACCCUGGCCAUGGCGCUGGAGUCGGACCUGCAGGCCCGCUUCCUGGAACUGACGAGGCGCUGUCGCUCUGUCCUGUGCUGCCGUGCCACGCCCCUGCAGAAGGGUCACGUGGUCAAGGUCGUGAGGGAGAAGCUGAAGGUCAUGACCCUCGCUAUAGGCGACGGUGCCAAUGAUGUGAACAUGAUCCAGGCAGCUGAUGUGGGCGUUGGCAUCUCUGGACAGGAGGGCAUGCAGGCGGUCAUGGCCAGUGACUUUGCCAUCUCCAGAUUCAAACACCUGAAGAAGCUGCUCCUGGUCCACGGUCACUGGUGUUACUCCAGACUGGCCAACAUGGUCAUCUACUUCUUCUAUAAAAACGUGGCUUACGUGAACCUGCUGUUCUGGUAUCAGUUCUACUGCGGGUUCUCCGGCACGGCCAUGUCGGACUACUGGAUGCUGAUCUUCUUCAACCUCUUCUUCACCUCCACUCCGCCCAUCAUGUUCGGGAUCAUGGACAGAGACGUCCCCAUGGAAACGCUGCUAGGGCUUCCGGAACUUUACCGGAGCGGUCAGGGGUCAGGGGAAUUUAAACGGUCGACGUUCUGGAUCACUAUGUUAGAUGCCUUCUACCAGAGCCUAGUGUGCUUCUAUAUACCAUACUGGACGUACGGAGGCACAGACGUCGACCUCUUCACCUUCGGGAUCCCCAUGAACACAACGUCGCUGUUCACCAUUCUCCUGCACCUGGCUAUAGAGAUAAACAGCUGGACGCUGGUCCACUGGGUGGUCAUGACGGGCAGUGUGGUCCUGUACUUCAGCAUGACCCUGGUGUACAGCGCCCUGUGUGUGACCUGCAACCCUCCCUCCAACCCUUACUGGCUGUUCCGGGAGCAGAUGACCGACCCUGUGUUCUACCUGGUCUGCUUCCUCUCCACCGUGGUGGCUCUGCUGCCCAGGUACACAUUCCAUGUGCUGAGGAACACCGUCGCCCCUUCCUCCCUGGUGCGGGCGCGGCAUCUAGGCCGCCUGCCCCCCUCCAUCAGGGACCAGUGGAUGAAGGAGUGGAGGGGGUACAGCAGCUCAGGGGGAACAGCGGGCCCCGUCCAUGCCGCUUCGCCCCCACCGCCUCUCACCCGUGAGCCCUCCCAUCCCUUCUAGCUUCCCGCCCGACACCUCGGUUACCCACUGUGACGUCACAGGACGUGACAUCACAGGAGGUGACAUCACAGGAAGUGGCAUCCCAGUCAUCGUCAUCAUACGGAGCUUUUCAGAACCCCCUUCCAGCACUGAGGUUCCACUCUCUCAGGUGGGGAGAAAGAAACUGAGAUUCAGAAUGACUCGUAUUUAUUAUUGCUGUGCCACUCUGGACAUUGUGUGCCAGAUAUGACCAGUCUCUGCCCAGUGUGCAUUUGUAUUGUGUUUUAAAAGUUUGUUGCGUAUUUAUUUUUAUCUGUCAUCUUUUUCUUUCCGUCAUGACCAUUUAAGAGAUGAGUUCAGAGGGUGUUUAUUCUUGCCUUCUUCUUCUUCUUAGCUCUCUUUUCUCGCACAUUUCUCUCUCUCCUUUUCCACCCUCUUCCUCCUUGUAAGAAGCCUCCAUAGUGAACCCAUAAGCCUGUUACUUCACUGAUGGGUUUUUAGAACACAGUGGUAACCCAAUCAGUCACACUCCCCGCCCCUCCAAAAACCAAGCACUUUUCCGGAACAACGCAGUUCAUUUAAAAAACCUCACACACGCACACCUACUCACACACACCACCCCUACACACACACACACACACCUGAGUGUGAUCUGCUCCAUAGAUGUAUGCUCCAAAUAGCCCCAUUGCAUCUUGGUCUAUGAAGUGAAGCGUUCCUGCUCAUCGGUCGUCUGUCUGAUCGUGACACACUACAGGUUUCCACCAGGCACCAGGUGUGAUGAUCAGCUCAUCAUCACAUCCAAAUCUGUUCCGUAUAAAAGCUGCCGGAUUGAACUAGAAAAACUCUCUUAUACUGUUCGUAUAAGGCUGGGCGUGGGAAUGUUGAAUGUAAUCAUCUUUUUUCAGUAUAUAGAAUAGACAAUGAUUCAAUGCAAAAUUAUGAUAUUUGAAUUGUUCAAUUAUCUUUUUUUCUUCUUUUUGUAAGUAUAUGUUUGCUCUGUAAUCCCAUACUAGGACACAGGAUAUACCUCAACUCAUCAUCUCAAUAAAUCGUGGAAUUAUUCAAUACAAAUUCUGAAAGAUAAAAGUGCAUA
Hypomesus transpacificus is the source of this 5501-nucleotide messenger RNA. Its product is annotated as phospholipid-transporting ATPase VB-like. Gene Ontology annotation, molecular function: extracellular ligand-gated monoatomic ion channel activity; ATP hydrolysis activity; GABA-A receptor activity. Gene Ontology annotation, biological process: phospholipid translocation; monoatomic ion transmembrane transport. NCBI's taxonomy places the organism in Eukaryota, Metazoa, Chordata, Actinopteri, Osmeriformes, Osmeridae. Gene Ontology annotation, cellular component: plasma membrane. The record is from RefSeq and is a predicted model, not a curated record.